Molecule: messenger RNA, 957 nt
Organism: Carassius auratus (goldfish)
Lineage: Eukaryota; Metazoa; Chordata; Actinopteri; Cypriniformes; Cyprinidae
Product: aerolysin-like protein
Exons: 1
Coding region: 10-957 (315 amino acids)
Source: RefSeq, a predicted model, not a curated record
ACUUCAAAGAUGUCCUACCCAUCAACUCUAGAGAUAAUUGGUGGUGGAGGAGGUUCUUCAUUUUCAUUUACGGGUGAGAACAAUGGUGCCAGUUUAGAGAAGAUCGGGGUCUGGGUGGGAGGAUCUCAGGUGAAGGCUGUGAAAGUUUGGCUUUCAGAUGGCAGAAGUGAUAGCUUUGGAUAUCCAUCUGGACCGUAUCAGGAGUACACGUUCCAGCCUGGUGAGUGUUUCACCUCACUGUCCCUCUGGGGGAACGGAGCAGGAACACGUCUUGGAGCCAUCAAAUUCAAGACCAACCAUGGUGGAAACUUUUUUGCAUCAAUGACGAGCUGGGGUUUAAAAACCGAAUAUCCCAUAGAUGUCGGCUCUGGUUAUUGUUUGGGAGUUGUAGGAAGAUCUGGUGCAGAUAUUGACUGCAUGGGAUUCAUGUUUCUCAAUGCAGUUCAAUCAACAGUUCUCACCAAUGUCAACUAUCCCACAAUAAACCAACUGAUACCACAGGUGACCGUGGAAGAGAUCAAAUCUGUCACUUACAGAAAUGGCUCUUCUGCCGAACAACCACAAAAAAUUGAAACCUCGAAGAAAGUGACCAAAACAUCUUCAUGGUCGAUGACUAACAGCUUUACAGCAACAUUUAGUGUGGAAGUGAAGGCAGGGAUUCCAGAUGUUGUAGAAGUUUCUACAGGAUUCAGUUUCACCAUUGGAACAGAAAGCACCUAUAGGCUGGAGCAGACCGAUGAGAGAACCGAAACGCUAUCUAACACUAUAAAUGUGCCACCUAAAAAGAAGAUUGAUGUUGACAUCACCAUCGGCAGAGCCACGUUUGACCUGCCAUACACUGGCACAGUGAUCAUCACUUGCAAGAACGGCAGUGUGUUACAGUAUGAAACCCAGGGUCAAUACAGAGGCAUCACUUACACCGAUAUCAAAAUGGAUAUUCAAGAAUCUGAUCUGUGA